Chiloscyllium plagiosum (whitespotted bambooshark) is the source of this 1051-nucleotide messenger RNA. The record is from RefSeq and is a predicted model, not a curated record. Lineage: Eukaryota; Metazoa; Chordata; Chondrichthyes; Orectolobiformes; Hemiscylliidae.
UUUGCCACAAUCAAAGAUCUGAAUUUCUCCCACUGCUAAAAUGAAUGCCUACAAAGUGACCAUUGAGACUGGGACAAUUGGGGGUGCAGGAACCCAGAGUUAUGUUUACUGCACCUUGAUCGGAGAGAAGGGAGUGAGCCACAAGGCCAGCGUCAACAGGUGGCUGCAUUGUGAUCUGAAGCAAGGAUCUGUGGGUCACGACGAAAUUGCAAGUAAUCGGGACCUUGGGACCAUUUAUUUUGUGGAGCUGCAAGUAAUUCCGUUCAUCGGUCAAGAUUGCUGGUUCUGCUGCUGUGCGAUGGUGGAGAUUCCUGAGGGAAACCUCUUCCAUUUCCCCUGCUACAAGUGGCUAGCAGACAAUAACAUAGACCUCAGGGAAGGAACCGCGAAGAGAUUCCACGAUGAUUCUAUGGUGUCCCAGCUCCAGUUGCAUCGCCAAGCUGAACUGUGGGAGAAACAGCUGCACUGCCGUUUUGCAGAAGUGGGACUGAAGGAGAUUGUGAAAAAUUUAGAACACCCUUGGACCUCUGUUGAGCACUUUGAUCACAUCUUUUGGAAAGUCAACAAUCCCAUUGCAGUAUUUGCAAAAGAUCAUUGGAAGGAGGAUUGGUUCUUUGAAAACCAGUUCUUGAACGGCUUCAACCCAGUCCUGAUAGAGAAAUGCAACAAAAUCCCAUCGAGCUUCUGUGUGACAGAUGAAAUGGUCAGGAUGUCUCUCAGGAACUCCACGCUGAAGCAACUGAAGCAGACCCCGGGAGAAGACAAUCCCAUUUUCCUUCCCUCGGACGCUGAGCUCGACUGGAUGCUGGCCAAGAUGUGGGUGCGGAGCUGUGACUUUCAACACUUUAAGUUGGUCUCCCACCUUCUGAAGACUUACCUGAUGGCUGAGACAUUCAGCUUGGCCACUCUGAGGCAACUGCCGUCUUUGCACCCCAUUUACAAGCUUCUGGCUCCUCAUGUGAAGUACAUGAUGCACAUCAACAACCCAUGUGAGAUUGAAACUGAAAGGCGAUGGUGGAUUUAUCUGCCAAGUAAGUUCUGCUUUACAUAA